This is a messenger RNA of Epinephelus moara (kelp grouper), 2358 nucleotides long. RefSeq names its product metastasis associated 1 family, member 3 (gene mta3). Gene Ontology annotation, biological process: negative regulation of transcription by RNA polymerase II. The transcript has 19 exons. NCBI's taxonomy places the organism in Eukaryota, Metazoa, Chordata, Actinopteri, Perciformes, Serranidae. Gene Ontology annotation, cellular component: nucleoplasm; NuRD complex. The coding region runs from base 233 to 2335 and encodes 700 amino acids. Gene Ontology annotation, molecular function: histone deacetylase binding; sequence-specific DNA binding; transcription corepressor activity. The record is from RefSeq and is a predicted model, not a curated record.
GACUUCUUUUGGCUGCCGUGAGUUCACUGUAUUGUAAAGGGUACUGAGAAUCCAGGAGGAGGAGGGGGGGUCGAUUUGCCAAAAAUUCUCCCGCUUGGGUUCACAUCCGGAGUCCGGACGACCAUAAUUUAACGCACCUCUUACCUUUUAAGAAACUGAGUUUUAUUGUUUUUAUUAAUUUAUUCUAUUUGUCUUAGUUUAUGGUUUACGUUAACACUCCGGGAGGGCAGAAAUGGCGGCCAACAUGUACCGGGUCGGAGAUUAUGUAUUCUUUGAGAACUCCUCAAGUAACCCUUACCUGAUCCGGCGGAUAGAAGAACUCAACAAGACGGCCAGUGGGAAUGUGGAGGCCAAGGUGGUUUGUUUCUACAGAAGGAGAGACAUCUCCCACAGCCUCAUCCAGCUCGCAGACAAACACGCAAAGGAGUUGGAAGAGGAGAAGGAGAGCCCGACAGAGACAGAGCUAACAGAAAAACAGAAACACCAGCUCCGCCACAGAGAGCUCUUCCUCUCCCGGCAGUAUGAGAGUCUACCUGCGACACACAUCAGGGGGAAGUGCAGUGUCGCAUUAUUGAAUGAAACUGAAGCCGUUCUCUCGUACCUUGACAAAGAGGAUACGUUCUUCUACUCGCUGGUGUACGACCCAACACAGAAGACCCUGCUGGCCGACAAAGGAGAGAUCAGAGUGGGGCCGCGCUUUCAGGCAGACGUACCUGAAAUGUUACAAGAGGGUGAGGCAGAUGACAGGGACCAGUCCAAGCUAGAAGAGAAGCUGUGGGAUCCAGAGUGUCCACUCACCAACAAACAGAUAGACCAAUUCCUAGUGGUGGCACGGGCGGUUGGGACCUUUGCUCGAGCGUUGGACUGCAGCAGCUCAGUCAGACAGCCGAGCCUACACAUGAGUGCAGCUGCAGCCUCACGAGAUAUCACACUGUUCCAUGCGAUGGACACGCUCCAUCGUCAUAAUUACGACCUGUCCAGUGCGCUGAGUGUACUGGUCCCAGCGGGCGGCCCGGUGCUCUGCAGGGAUGAGAUGGAGGAGUGGAGCGCCUCGGAAGCUGCCAUGUUUGAAGAGGCACUAGAGAAAUACGGAAAAGACUUCAACGACAUCCGACAAGACUUUCUGCCAUGGAAGUCUCUGACUAGUAUCAUAGAGUACUACUACAUGUGGAAGACCACAGACAGAUAUGUGCAACAGAAGAGACUGAAGGCAGCAGAGGCAGAGAGCAAACUGAAGCAGGUUUAUAUCCCCACAUAUAACAAGCCCAAUCCCAACCAGAUCUCAAUGACCAAUGGCAAGAUGGCGACAGUGAAUGGAGCGGGCCCUGGGGCCUACCAUGCAGCAGGCGGGGGCAGAGCCUGCGAGAGCUGCUAUACCAUGCAGUCGGCCCAGUGGUACUCAUGGGGGCCUCCGAACAUGCAGUGCCGCCUGUGCGUUUCCUGCUGGAUGUACUGGAAGAAGUAUGGAGGCCUGAAGAUGCCGAGCAGAGCAGAGGGCCCAGAGGAGAGGACCUCCCCAAGUCCAGCAACCAAUGAGCCUCGCUCGCGGGGUCACGCUCCUCGCCAGUCCAACCACAUGGUGCCGAUGCGAAACAGCGGCAGCCCCAAGUCCUCCAUGAAGACCAAGCAGGCUUUCCUGCUGCAGGCCACCCGCCUCACCAAGCUGGCCCGGCACAUGUGCCGUGACAUCAUCAGGCUGCGCCGUGCUGCGCGCCGGCCCUUUGUCCCCAUUAACUGUGGGGCCAUAAAGGCAGAGUACAUGUUAAGGGUGUCGGAAGGGCAGGGGACUCGCCUACCCAAAACCAGAGCCGCCCAAAGGAGCACUCUCACCAGUGUUCUCCAGUUUCUAGAGUCUCGUCCGGCCGCCCACGCCCCGCGCUCCCACCGCACCGCGGGCCUGCAGACGCCUCCACCUCGACGCCUCCUCUCCUCUCUCCCACACGGCCCCCACGGCAUGCUGGGAAAACGCAGCUACCAUCACCACAGCAGGGCUGAGCCGGACAGGCGCGCAGAUAACCCAGGUACAACAGGUGGACCCCUCCUGCAUAACGGCCGCAGCAGCAGCUCCGGAAACACCCGAGGCGGAGUGAUGAUCCGCAAGAGACGCCCCAACUGGAUUGAUGCUCCUGAUGACAGCUUCUUCCUUGUCACCCGGGAGACCAGGAGGGCCAGACGGAUGCUGUCCCGCUCCCAGCUGAGGCACGCUUGUCGGCAGCCAUGCGAGCAGAUCACUCUGCGCAGGGUCACCCAGGGCCCGCCACAGGGGCUCGUCCUCGCCCCUCCACACCCUCACCCCAGCCUGAGGAUGCGAGGCCCCAUCGUCAUCCAUGACUGACGGGACACCGGACCCUCUGACAC